Saprolegnia parasitica CBS 223.65 is the source of this 444-nucleotide messenger RNA. RefSeq lists its product as hypothetical. Lineage: Eukaryota; Oomycota; Saprolegniomycetes; Saprolegniales; Saprolegniaceae. The transcript has a single exon. Bases 1 to 444 code for a protein of 147 amino acids. The record is from RefSeq and is a predicted model, not a curated record.
AUGGACGACGACGACGAUGACGAUGCGACGACACAGGCCUCGGACGAGUCGCCGGUCACGUCGCCCAAGCAAGCUGCGCGAUCCAAUACCACCGUGCUCCUCAAGCCCACGUCGUACUCAUAUUCCUACUCGUUCUCGCAAUCUGCAGCCGCACGCAGCAGCGAGUACGCAGCACCAUUGCGCCUCACAUCGGUGCCGGUGUCGAUCCCGCUCAUCUUUCGGAAGCGCGACCGCUUCUACGUCGGCGGGAAAAACAUCCCGUUCACGCGCCAAAACCAUCUGGACCGUCGCCAAAAGCACAGGCGCACGCCCUUGGACGUCGUGUACGAAGACUGCUUGUACCUCGACUUUGCCCUCGACCCGACCAUGAAGAACCUCGUCGACUACUCUCGCCUCCUCCAGCCGCAGCGGGCGCUGGCCCAGGCGUUCCUCCACGCCUCCUAA